AUGUGGUCGACGCUGCGGGUUUUUAAAGCAGCUGCUAACGAUCCCCGUCCACCGGAAGAAGAGUCCUCUACGCCAGUGUCACGAACACAGCGUAUGCAGCGCCUUCGUACGCAGGGCAAAGGUGCGCCUAUUGACAAUACCAAGAAACUCAAAGAGUUUGCCAAGUCUUUGGACCAAUGGUCUGAAGCGCGUACCAAUAAGUCUGUGUUGGAGAGCUGGAUGUCCAUCACGCCACGUGUCCGUAUUGUAAUGGGUCUGGCUGCAGUUGGGUUUUCGCUGGCCGGUCUGUACGUGGCUGACUGGCUCGAAGACAAAUAUCCCGACCGCAAACGCCAAACUACCUCUGGCGCAGGGACGUCGGCAGGCACUCCCUCGCUCCAAAGUAGCUCUACCUCGCACGAUGAGCACGCGCCACGGUUCUUCUCGAUUAGUGUGGUAGACCGUAAGUAA
Malassezia pachydermatis is the source of this 450-nucleotide messenger RNA. RefSeq lists its product as hypothetical. Bases 1 to 450 code for a protein of 149 amino acids. Lineage: Eukaryota; Fungi; Basidiomycota; Malasseziomycetes; Malasseziales; Malasseziaceae. The record is from RefSeq and is a predicted model, not a curated record. The transcript has 3 exons.